Ostrinia nubilalis (European corn borer) is the source of this 1959-nucleotide messenger RNA. Its product is annotated as A disintegrin and metalloproteinase with thrombospondin motifs 10-like. Gene Ontology annotation, biological process: proteolysis. The record is from RefSeq and is a predicted model, not a curated record. Bases 352 to 1959 code for a protein of 535 amino acids. Lineage: Eukaryota; Metazoa; Arthropoda; Insecta; Lepidoptera; Crambidae. Gene Ontology annotation, molecular function: metalloendopeptidase activity. The transcript is spliced from 9 exons.
CGCGCGUUGGGCUUCGGUGAUGGAUGACUCGCGACAAUGCUCCUCCGGGGACGCGUGUGGGCGGUGUCUUGACAGCCAAAAUCUGCACUUUCCUUCGACUUUCUCUUCAAGGUGCGAAAGGUGUACAUUUGGGGGCUCACAAUGCUUUAUUCGGUAGCUGGCGCCGCAUAAGUGUACGCGUUCUAAUCGCAUCGCCGAUAUCGCAAUUGAAUUCGUUUCGUGUCUUGAAGUGCAUCGCGCUUUUCUGAUAUUCAAAACACCUGCAUGCGACUUCCGAGGGCGUGCUUAUAAAUUAGUGCAGCGUGUGUUAGGCGGGAUUCGUGAAGCAGCUUUGAGUGUGCGAUGUGAGAAAUGGCGCUAAGAGCUGAGAUAGUGACUGUAGCUCUACUCUUCGUGCUACGAGCCGGUGCGCCUGCGCGUUUUCCCGAUUACUUCCAUGGCUGGUGGACCGACGAGCGCGGCAAGCACGGGCCAGACAGUGACGUGCAGGUGGUGUACCUGCCAGCACUCCUGCCCCGAGAGGCACAGCUGUCAGCAGACAGACCGUAUGAUAAUGACAUCCCUUUGCCCUACAGCUUCGAUGCUUUCGGAAGGAGUUUCGAGCUACAACUGGUGCCGAACCGGCGGCUAGUGUCGCCGCAGUUCCAGGUGUGGUCGGACCGAGGACAGGAGGAGCCACUGUCGGCCGUGGACGCCUCCUGCCACUUCCAGCACUCGGGCGCCGGCGCAGUGGCAGCCCUAUCUGCGUGCAGGGACCAUGCAUUGCAUGGCUUGAUCGUAGUAGACAACUCUACAUACGAAGUGCGCCCUCUGCCGGCGGGCGCUGGCCGCGCGGAAAACGGCGAUGGUCGAACGGCGCACGUGAUCCGACGAGCACCGCCGCCUGCGCCGCCUUUCGACGACGCGAGACCUCUACGACCACGCGUUCGGCGGCCUCGAGCUCACUACCCACACUUCAAACCACCACCUUCGAGCUACACCAUCGAGAUUGCACUUUUCUUGGACGAAGCUGGAUACAAACUCUUCCAUCCAUUUCUGAAUUACAAUGAAGGUGACUUGCGCGAUAUGCUGCUGGCGUACAUAAACGGGGUUCAGGCUCUAUAUCAGCACUCGUCUCUCGGUACCAGAAUUCAGCUGUCCCUGGUACGCCUGACCCUGCUACGUGCACAACCGCCAUCGCUGCCGGCGCACGCCGAGCGGGGGCGUCUUCUGGACGCGUUCUGUGCUUACCAAAGGUCUUUGAACGUUGAAGAUGAUGAUGAUCCUGAGCAUUGGGAUAUGGCCCUGUUAUUGUCUGGGCUGGACUUCUUCUCCGAGGAGGGCGGGCGGCGCAACGGCGUGACGAUGGGCCUGGCUCCGGUGGGCGGCGUGUGCCUGCCGGCUCAUGCAUGCGUGGUCUCCGAGUUCGGCACCACGGACGCGCUGGGCAGGCCCUACCCCUCCGCCGGCUUCACCUCCGUCUACAUCCUCGCGCACGAGAUCGGGCAUAACUUGGGCAUGCACCACGACGGCAGCGGCAAUUCCUGCGCCCGCGACGGCUACAUCAUGUCUCCCUCGCGCGGCACCAACGGCGAGGCCACCUGGUCCGUCUGCAGCGCACAGGUCGUCUCGGACUUGCAAUGGGCAACAUGUCUUUUUGACGGAGCUGAUGACUUGGACACCCCCAACGAGCUCAAGCACGAGAAGUUCGGAGAAGCACCGGGAGCUAUUUGGAAUGCUAAAAAACAGUGCGAGAUACUCCUUCGCGACUCGGACGCAGCGCCGUCACCGCCGGGCCCCGCCGGCGAGCAGUGUGCUCAGCUGGCUUGCCGCACGCCUCACCGCGCCGGGUUCUACUACGCCGGGCCCGCGCUGCCCGGGACGCCUUGCGGGAAUCAGAUGGUUAGAUCUUUAUGUAAAAAAAAAAAGAUUUCAGACAUGUGGGCUAGACAAGAAAAUAUAUUCUUCAAGUGCUCAUGA